AAAAAUUUAGUCUUCGAUGGUGAAAGCUGAAUAGGUUACUCAUUUGGUGGUGAACUGAAUAGUAGUGGCAAGUAGGUCGGAAAUGGCGUACUCAAAUGCAAGGCGCACGUUAGCAUCCACCCUCACACGAGUUCUUUCUUCUUCUUCAUAUGGAAGCGCUUCUCGCAGUCGCACUCGUUUCGCUUUUGCUUUGUCCUCUGCCAAACAAACCCUGCCCGUCCCUUACUCGUUCCCGGUUCGGUUGAAAUCAUCUGGUUCGGGUUAUUCUCCAUUGAACGACCCAUCCCCUAACUGGAGUAACCGUCCUCCAAAGGAAACCAUUCUUCUCGAUGGCUGUGAUUACGAACACUGGCUCAUCGUUAUGGAAUUCCCCGAUAACCCUAAACCCUCUGAAGAUGAAAUGGUUAAUAGCUACGUUAAAACCCUAGCUCAAGUUCUCGGAAGUGAGGAAGAGGCCAAGAAGAAGAUAUACUCUGUUUCUACUUCUACAUAUACAGGUUUCGGUGCUCUUAUUUCGGAAGAGCUUUCUUAUAAACUCAAAGAGUUGCCAGGAGUUCUUUGGGUACUACCAGAUUCAUAUCUCGAUGUUCCUAACAAGGAUUAUGGAGGUGAUUUGUUUGUUGAUGGGAAUGUAAUCCCUAGGCCACAGUAUAGAUAUGCUGAAAGGCAACCAAGUAGGAGUAGACCACGUCCACGGCAUGAUAGGCGCCGGGAAACUAUGCAAGUUGAAAGGAGAGAUAAUAUCCAAGGACAGAACUGGAACCAAGGUCAGGGAGGACAUAUGCAGCCAUCAAAUCCAAUUAAUAGGCAAAACUCGGCUUCAGUAGGAGAAAGCCAUGAAAUGUUUAAUAGGAGGAACUCUGCUUGAGAAAUUGGCAGUUAUAAUCUAUAGAUAUAUUUCCUUCAAAAAAAUAACUUAUAAUCUAUAGAUAACAGAACCACGAUUUUCAUUUAAGGUUCUGAGCUCUGGGCUUUACUGAUUGCUUCCAGGUUCAUUGUAGUAUUUUUUAGCAAUACAGAUCAAUGACUGUUAAAAUUGAUAGACUUGAAACAAUUAUGUGGUUUUGUCCGAGCCAGAUCUUUGUAUGGCAUCUUAACACUCCUCAAUACCCUGUCAAUGUGUCUAUUGUCUGACGUGUGUCAUAUUAAACCUUAACAACUGUAGUUACUUAUUCAGUUUUUUUGUUUGGGCGUCUGUUUGGAGCUGCUACUCUAUCGAUCUUUUGCUUGAUUGCAUUAUUAAUAUUAUUCCCAUCAUCCA
Cicer arietinum (chickpea) is the source of this 1261-nucleotide messenger RNA. RefSeq names its product multiple organellar RNA editing factor 3, mitochondrial. The record is from RefSeq and is a predicted model, not a curated record. NCBI's taxonomy places the organism in Eukaryota, Viridiplantae, Streptophyta, Magnoliopsida, Fabales, Fabaceae. Gene Ontology annotation, biological process: cytidine to uridine editing; mitochondrial mRNA modification. Gene Ontology annotation, cellular component: mitochondrion.